GCACAAGCCAAUUAUAUUGCUUGUUAGCAUAAACAAAUUAAAUUACAUAUAUACAGCUAUAUAGCAAUGGCGGGCAGGAAGAUCCUCCUCCUCCUCCUACUUUGUGCCAUGGAUAGGGUAGCAGUGGUAGUGCUCGCCGUCGCAGGGCAGCAAGGCGCCGAUCCGCGGGCACUGCCGGCGGAGUGGGCGACGGCGAUAAAGUACAAGGCCACCAUGGACGUGAAGACGCGCCAGGCUUUCGACGGCGUGGUGGCUGCCGCUCCGGCGGAGAAGCGUUCGGAGGCCGUGGAAGCCGUGCUGCAGCAGCAGCUCAACAUGGACGUCUCCCUGGGCAAGGCCACGGCGUCCGGCGACGAGAACAACUUCGUGAGCGUGGCCGGCGCGUACGAGAAGGCGGCCGACGCCGUCAUCGCGGCGUCGCCGGCGAACAAGCUGGGCACGAUGGCGUUCGCGUUCAACGGCGUGGUGGCGCCGGACCCGGGCAGGUGCACCGCCGCCGCCGCCGCCGACAAGCCCUUCUGCGAGACGUACGCCAAGACGGAGAAGGCCUUCGCCGGGGUCAUCGCCACGGGGGACUCGCCGCGGACGAGGCUGGGGUUCACGGACGUGGUGCUCAAGCAGAGGCUCGCCACCGACGCCGCCAUCAACAAGGCGUACGCCGAGGGGGACAAGGACAAGAUCGCCAAAAUCCUUGCUGCCUACGCGCAGGCCGCCGACGCGGUCGCUGCCGCCGCGCCUCCUGAAAAGCUCAGAGUCAUGGAGCAGACCUUCUCGGCGGUGGCCGCCGCCGCUCAUCAGCCUGCAGCUGCUGCAAAAGCUUAAUUAAUAAAGCUCCUCCACGUACGUACACUACGGAUCGGAAUUAACAAGUACUUCCAUUCAGUAAAAAUGUGUGCCGUUUUUUCUUUUUCUUAUUUCUUUCUUUCCAUUAUUGCUAGAGAAACGGUUUUUUUUUUCGGGGCCGGGCAUAUAUAUAUAAGAGGCAAUACAUGCAUGCAUGCAUGCACCUGUAGUAGUGUGACGAUAAAGGUAUACUACUCCUGACUUGUGUAAUUGUAAUUGUAUAAUUGUUGUUUUUAUAUAUUUUUUUGUUGUUUGGAAGUAUA
Molecule: messenger RNA, 1106 nt
Organism: Sorghum bicolor (sorghum)
Lineage: Eukaryota; Viridiplantae; Streptophyta; Magnoliopsida; Poales; Poaceae
Exons: 1
Coding region: 67-822 (251 amino acids)
Source: RefSeq, a predicted model, not a curated record